CGAUCAGUUGACCCUUCUCUUUUAGAUAGAUGUUUUGAAGCCUAGAUACCUUGGACACGUUCCCAUUCGCCACGCUUCGUCCUUUCCUCCUCCGUCUCCUUACUGGUCUGUACAUGAAUUGAGACUGAAACCGAGUCGGACAACUAUCACUCUUGUCAAACAUGGCACCUGGGUUGAUCGAUCCCGAGCCUGCCGUCUCGCCAGCGGCCUCGCGUACCCUCUCCUCGAUCACCGAAGAAUACGAUGACACGCUACGAUUCUAUCUAAACGGCACCAAGGUCGUACUCGACACAGCAGACCCGGAGGUCACACUACUCGAGUAUCUGCGUGGUAUUGGCUUGACUGGAACAAAGCUUGGUUGUGCCGAGGGAGGCUGCGGUGCGUGCACAGUAGUCGUAUCACAGUUCAACCCUACAACCAAGAAGAUAUACCAUGCUUCAGUCAACGCAUGUCUGGCUCCUUUGGUCAGCGUCGACGGCAAGCAUGUCAUUACCGUUGAGGGUAUUGGCAGUGUGAAGAACCCACACCCUGUACAGGAGAGAAUAGCAAAAGGAAAUGGAAGUCAGUGCGGUUUCUGUACGCCUGGCAUAGUUAUGAGUCUUUACGCCCUUUUACGAAACACGCCCGAACCGACCGAACAUGAGAUUGAAGAAGGAUGCGAUGGUAACCUCUGUAGAUGCACAGGAUACAGGCCCAUCCUCGACGCCGCCCAAACAUUCAAGAAGACAUCACCGAGCGGUGGCUGCUGCAAAGACAAUGGCGAGGCCGUGUCCACCGAAGGAGGCUGCUGCAAGACAAACGGCAAUGCCACCAAGAUUACACCUCCAUCGAAUGGAUGUGGAAGAGUAGGAGGCUGCUGCAUGGACGGCAAGGACAUGGCCGAUGACCAGCCCAUCAAGCGUUUCACACCUCCCGGUUUCAUCGAAUACAACCCCGACACACAACUCAUCUUCCCCCCGGCAUUAAAGAAGCACGAGCUCAAGCCAUUGGCUUUCGGCAACAAGAAAAAGAAGUGGUUCAGACCAGUCACACUCCAGCAGUUGCUAGAGAUCAAGAGUGUAUACCCUUCAGCCAAGAUCAUUGGUGGCUCGUCAGAGACUCAGAUCGAGGUCAAGUUCAAGGGUAUGCAAUACACAGCCUCCGUAUUUGUUGGUGACAUUGCAGAGCUGCGUCAAUAUGAGUUCCAUGAUGACUACCUAGAAAUUGGUGGCAACGUCGUCUUGACCGACCUUGAGCAGAUUGCUCGUGAUGCGAUCGAACGCUACGGACCUUCCAAGGGACAGCCCUUCAAGGCUAUGCUCAAGCAACUCAAGUACUUUGCCGGACGCCAAAUCAGAAACGUCGGUACACCAGCUGGAAACUUGGCUACGGCUUCUCCUAUCUCCGAUUUGAACCCCGUUUUCAUGGCUACCAAUGCCAUCAUUGUCGCCAAGUCGCUCGAAGAGACGACUGAGAUCCCUAUGUCAGACUUCUUCAAGGCAUACAGAUUGACUGCUCUGGCUCCUGACGCCAUCAUCGCAAGCAUCAAGAUUCCUAUCUUCAAGGAGAAACACGAAUACAUGAGGGCAUACAAGGUUUCCAAGAGAAAGGACGAUGACAUCGCUAUCGUCAAUGCUGCUCUUCGUGUCGUCCUGAACGACUCGAACGACGUCGAAGACUGCAGUCUUGUAUAUGGUGGCAUGGCCCCCGUCACAAUCUCUGCUAAGGAAGCCGUCAAGGCUCUCACUGGCAAGAAGUUUACUGAUCCAAAGACCCUGGAGGCUGUUAUGAAUGCUUUGGAGAAGGACUUUGAUCUGAGAUUUGGUGUCCCUGGUGGUAUGGCAACAUACCGCAAGUCAUUGGCUCUUGGCUUCUUCUACCGUUUCUACCACGAGAUUCUGUCUGAGCUUCCGGUCAAUGAUGCUGCUGUCGACCCAGAUGCAAUUGGAGAAAUUGAGCGCAUCAUCUCCUUCGGUAAGAAGGAUCACAAGGCUGGAGAAGCCUAUGAGCAGAAGAUCCUCGGUAAGGAGCAACCACACGUGGCAGCUAUGAAGCAGAGUACUGGAGAAGCACAAUACACCGACGACAUUCCCGUCCAGAAGAACGAGCUCUAUGGAUACAUGGUUUUGUCGACCAAGGCACAUGCCAAGAUCACUGGCGUAGACUUCGAGCCAGCCCUGGGAAUUCCUGGUGUCAUUGAGUGGGUCGAUCACAGAGACCUACCUAACCCUGAAGCAAAUUGGUGGGGUGCACCUAUAUGUGACGAGACCUUCUUUGCUGUGGACGAAGUCUUCUGCGCCGGUCAGCCCAUUGGUAUGAUCUUGGCCAACUCAGCCAAGCUUGCCGAAGCUGGUGCUCGCGCUGUCAAGGUUGAGUACGAGGAGUUACCAGCUAUCUUCACCAUCGAAGAAGCUAUUCUCGCGGAAAGCUACUUCAACCAUUACAGAUACAUCCAGAAUGGCGAUGUUGACAAGGCAUUCGCGGAGGCUGAUCAUGUGUUCACUGGUGUCGCUCGUAUGGGUGGUCAGGAGCAUUUCUACUUGGAGACCAACGCCUGUGUUGCUGUGCCCAAGCCCGAAGACGGCGAGAUGGAGAUUUUCAGCAGCACUCAGAACCCUUCAGAAACACAGACAUAUGUUGCCCAGGUGACUGGAGUUGCAGCGAACAAGGUCGUUUGUCGUGUGAAGCGUCUUGGUGGUGGUUUUGGUGGCAAGGAGACACGCUCUAUCCAACUUGCAGGUAUCUGUGCUGCAGCUGCUAAGAAGGUUGGUCGACCUGUCCGCUGUAUGCUCAACCGCGACGAGGAUAUUUUGACUUCAGGUCAAAGACAUCCAUUCCUUACUCGCUGGAAGGUAGCGGUCAACAAGGACGGUAAGCUUCAGGCUUUGGACGCCGAUGUCUUCAACAACGGAGGUUGGAGUCAGGAUCUUAGUGGUGCAGUCGUCGAUCGUGCUCUUGCUCACAUCGACAACGUCUACAAGAUCCCCAAUGUGUUUGUUCGUGGUCGCAUUGCCAAGACCAACACUGUAUCCAACACCGCUUUCCGCGGCUUUGGUGGACCUCAGGGCAUGUUCAUCGCUGAGAGUUUCAUGUCGGAAAUUGCGGAUCAUCUCAGCAUGGAUGUUGACGAUCUUCGCGAGAUCAACUUGUACCAACCUGGCGACAAGACGCACUACUUGCAAGAGCUCAAAGACUACUACGUACCUCUGAUGUACAAGCAAGUCAAGGAAGAGUCCAAUUAUGCUCAGAGAAAGAAGGAAGUCGCAGCCUACAACGAGAAGAGCAAGUACUUCAAGCGCGGUAUUUCGCUAAUUCCAACCAAAUUCGGUAUCUCAUUCACCGCACUUUUCCUGAAUCAGGCAGGUGCGUUGGUACACAUCUACCACGACGGGUCUGUACUCGUCGCGCACGGUGGAACAGAAAUGGGUCAAGGUCUGAAUACCAAGAUGAUCUCUAUCGCUGCCGAAGAUCUCUGUGUCGCCAUGGAAGAUGUCUUCAUCUCUGAGACUGCCACCAACACUGUCCCCAACACGUCAUCCACCGCUGCUUCAGCGUCUUCCGAUCUCAACGGCUAUGCCAUUCACAACGCUUGCGCCAUUCUGAACGAGCGUCUUGCUCCAUACAGGGAGAAGCUCGGCCCCAAGGCCACCAUGAAGGAGCUUGCCCAUGCCGCUUACUUCGACCGUGUCAACCUCUCCGCCCAAGGCCACUACAAGACACCAGACAUCGGCUAUGUUUGGGGCCCCAAUACCGGCCAGAUGUACUUCUACUUCACCCAAGGUGUUGCAGCCGCCGAAAUUGAGAUCGACACUCUCACUGGCGAAUGGACUUGUCGCCGCGCCGACAUCAAAAUGGAUGUAGGUCGCAGUAUCAACCCUGCCAUUGACUACGGUCAAAUAGAGGGUGCUUUCGUCCAAGGCAUGGGUCUCUUCACAAUGGAAGAAUCACUCUGGCACCGUGCCUCUGGUCAAAUUUUCACCCGCGGCCCUGGCGCCUACAAGAUCCCCGGUUUCCGCGAUAUCCCUCAAGAAAUGAACGUGUCCUUGCUCAAGGAUGUGAACUGGGAAAACCUUCGCACUAUUCAGAGAUCUCGUGGUGUAGGUGAACCACCACUGUUCAUGGGAUCUGCUGUAUUCUUCGCCAUCAGAGAUGCAUUAAAGGCUGCUAGAAAGCAAUGGGGUGAAGAGGAGCUGCUUGAAUUACAUUCGCCGGCUACGGUCGAGAGAAUUAGACUUUCUUGCGCGGAUCCUAUUAUCAAGAGAUCGAUGGUCAAACCUCAGGAGGGUGAGAAGAGUUUCUUCAUGAGCAUUUAAGGUGGUGUGUUGGAUAGGCAUUGGCGUUUUGGAUGUGUAGAUAUCAUUGAUUAAAUCACUCGAUUCUUGUUCACACCACUGUGUCUUGUUUAAAAUGUAUCCUUUGAGUCGUUCCUCAUAGCCGCAGCUUAGCUUUGGGCAAAGUGAACUCUCUUCUG
Aureobasidium pullulans EXF-150 is the source of this 4450-nucleotide messenger RNA. Its product is annotated as xanthine dehydrogenase. The record is from RefSeq and is a predicted model, not a curated record. Gene Ontology annotation, molecular function: 2 iron, 2 sulfur cluster binding; FAD binding; xanthine dehydrogenase activity. The coding region runs from base 162 to 4292 and encodes 1376 amino acids. Lineage: Eukaryota; Fungi; Ascomycota; Dothideomycetes; Dothideales; Saccotheciaceae. The transcript is spliced from 2 exons.